Molecule: messenger RNA, 8281 nt
Organism: Orcinus orca (killer whale)
Lineage: Eukaryota; Metazoa; Chordata; Mammalia; Artiodactyla; Delphinidae
Gene: AP4E1
Product: adaptor related protein complex 4 subunit epsilon 1
Exons: 22
Coding region: 71-3676 (1201 amino acids)
Biological process (GO): intracellular protein transport; receptor-mediated endocytosis
Cellular component (GO): AP-4 adaptor complex; membrane coat
Molecular function (GO): cargo adaptor activity
Source: RefSeq, a predicted model, not a curated record
GGGGAGGCGGCGGGGCAGGGCCUGGGUAUGAGGCCGGGCGGUGAGCGGAGCGCGGGUGGCGGCGGCGGCGAUGAGCGACAUUGUGGAGAAGACGCUGACGGCGCUGCCGGGACUCUUCUUGCAGAACCAGUCGGCUAGCGGGCCCGCGGCCGCCAAGGCGUCCUUCUCCUCCCGACUGGGCAGCCUGGUCCGCGGCAUCACCGCUCUCACCUCCAAGCACGAGGAAGAGAAAUUAAUCCAGCAGGAACUGAGUAAUCUGAAAGCAACUGUUUCUGCUCCUACUACAACUCUGAAAAUGAUGAAGGAAUGUAUGGUGAGACUUAUAUAUUGUGAAAUGCUUGGAUAUGAUGCUUCCUUUGGUUACAUACAUGCAAUCAAGUUGGCACAACAAGGAAACCUUUUAGAAAAAAGAGUAGGUUAUUUGGCUGUUUCUUUAUUUCUACAUGAAAGUCAUGAACUGUUGCUUCUCCUUGUGAAUACAGUUGUAAAGGACUUGCAGAGCACUAACCUAGUAGAAGUAUGUAUGGCACUUACUAUCGUCAGCCAGAUUUUCCCUCGAGAAAUGAUUCCAGCUGUUCUUCCAUUAAUAGAAGAUAAACUUCAACAUUCUAAGGAGAUUAUACGAAGAAAAGCUGUCCUAGCAUUAUAUAAAUUCUAUCUUAUCGCUCCUAAUCAAGUACAGCAUAUCCAUAUUAAGUUUCGGAAAGCACUUUGUGACAGAGAUGUUGGUGUCAUGGCUGCAUCCUUGCACAUAUACCUUAGGAUGAUUAAGGAGAAUUCAUCUGCAUAUAAAGACUUGACUGGGAGUUUUGUAACAAUUUUGAAGCAAGUGGUUGGAGGAAAACUCCCUGUAGAUUUCAAUUACCACAGUGUACCAGCACCAUGGUUACAAAUUCAGCUGUUGAGAAUACUAGGACUUCUAGGAAAAGAUGAUCAAAGGACAAGUGAAUUAAUGUAUGAUGUUCUCGAUGAAUCCUUACGAAGAGCUGAGUUAAAUCACAAUGUCACAUAUGCUAUUCUGUUUGAAUGUGUACAUACAGUCUAUUCUAUUUAUCCUAAAUCGGAAUUACUUGAGAAGGCUGCCAAGUGCAUUGGAAAAUUUGUUUUGUCACCUAAAAUAAAUCUCAAAUAUUUAGGAUUGAAGGCUCUUACCUAUGUUAUCCAACAGGAUCCCACUCUGGCUCUUCAACACCAGAUGACAAUAAUUGAAUGCUUAGACCAUCCUGAUCCCAUUAUUAAAAGAGAGACUCUGGAACUUCUUUACAGAAUUACUAAUGCACAGAAUAUAACAGUGAUUGUCCAGAAAAUGCUUGAAUAUUUACAUCAGAGCAAAGAAGAAUAUAUUAUUGUCAAUUUGGUUGGCAAAAUAGCUGAGACUGUGGACACAUAUGCUCCUGAUAAUGCGUGGUUUAUUCAGACAAUGAAUGCUGUAUUUUCAGUGGGAGGAGAUGUUAUGCAUCCUGAUAUUCCCAAUAACUUUCUGAGACUGCUAGCAGAAGGUUUUGAUGAUGAAACAGAAAAUCAACAAUUAAGGCUCUAUGCAGUUCAGUCUUAUUUCACUUUACUAGAUGUGGAAAAUGUGUUCUACCCACAGAGAUUUCUUCAAGUUAUGAGUUGGGUUUUAGGGGAGUAUUCCUACCUCUUAGAUAAGGAAACGCCAGAGGAAGUUAUAACCAAGCUCUACAAGUUACUUAGAAGUGACUCCAUUUCUUCAGAAACAAAAGCCUGGAUAAUUGCUGCUGUGACCAAGUUGACACCUCAAGCACACUCUUCUAAUAUAGUUGAGAGAUUAAUCCAGGAAUUUACCACAUCUUUGGAUACUUGUUUGAGACAGCAUGCAUUUGAAUUAAAACAUUUGCAUGAGAAUGUGAAAUUUAUGAAGGGCUUGCUUCCAGUUGAUAAGAGUUGUGAAGACAUGGUGGUAGAUGCUUCCUUAUCUUUUCUGGAUGGUUUUGUGGCUGAAGAACUAAGUCAGGGGGCAGCACCUUACAAACCUCAGCACCAACGGCAGGAGGAAAAGCUUUCUCAGGAAAAAGUUCUCAGUUUUGAACCAUAUGGACUCUCCUUUUCUUCAUCUGGCUUCUCUGGACGACAGUCUCCUGCUGGCAUUUCUCUUGGUUCAGAUAUAUCUGGGAAUAGUACAGAGACCGGGCUAAAAGAGACAAAUAGCUUGAAGCUGGAAGGUAUAAAGAAAUUGUGGGGGAAAGAGGGCUAUCUUCCCAAGAAGGAAAGCAAAACUGGUGAUGAAACAGAAGCUCUGCCAGUCCCUCAAGAGAAUAUAAUAAUGGAGAAUGUAGAUCAAAUUAUAACAAAAAACGAUCAAUCUCAAGCCCUUACCCAAUCUAAAGAAGAGAAAGAAAAGCAGCUGCUGGCAUCAUCAUUAUUUGUUGGGCUAGGAUCAGAAAGUACAAUCAAUUUGCUAGGAAAAGCAGAUACCCUUUCUCACAAGUUCAGAAGGAAAUCAAAAGUCAAGGAAACCAAAAGCGGGCAAACAACCACUGCUCAAAAUAUGACCUGUUCUUCCUUUAGUUCUUCAUCAAAUGUGGCUUAUGAAGAAGACUAUUAUUUGGAUCAUUUGCAGGAUAGAGGAGACAAAGAAGUAAAGAAAUUUUCUCUUAAUUCAGAACUUUUAGAUUCUGAGUCACUCACAGAACUGCCCUUGGUUGAGAAAAUCUCAAAUUGCAGGCUGUCUACACCCUCUUUGUUUGCUGAUAACAACAUGGAAGUUUUUCACCCUCCUCAGUCCACUGCAGCCUCAGUUGCCAAUGAAAUCUCUUUAGCUGUUUCUUUGUUGGAAGAAACUACUGAACACAUGCAUUCAGAUCUUAUCGAGGUCUGUAAUAAUGAAACCAUAUCAGUGUCUUCUUACAAAAUUUGGAAAGAUGAGUGUUUGUUGAUGGUCUGGUCAGUUUUUAAUAAGAGUGCUUCAGAACUGAAAAGUGCUAACUUAGAAAUUGCUCCUGCAGAAAAUUUCAAGAUCACUGAGCAACCUGGAUGCUGCUUGCCUGUAAUAGAAGCAGAAAGCACCAAAAACUUUCAAUACAGUGUGCAGAUGGAAAAACCUUUUACAGAAGGGAAUCUUUCUGGUUUUAUAAAUUAUCAAGUGAUGGAUACUCAUUCUGUUCAGCUCGAAUUUUCAGUAAACUUAUCACUAUUAGAUUUCAUUAGGCCAUUAAAAAUCUCGACUGAAGACUUUGGUAAACUCUGGUUAUCCUUCGCAAAUGAUGUGAAACAAAAUGUGAAGAUGUCAGAAUCACAAGCUGCUCUGCCUUCUACCUUAAAGGCCCUGCAACAGGAACUAAGACUUCAUGUUGUUGACAUUAUAGGCAAUGAAGGGCUGUUGGCCUGUCAGCUGCUCCCAUCCAUCCCCUGCUUGCUGCAUUUCCGAGUUCAUGGUGACAUGUUAGCCCUGUGGUUCAGAUCCUCCUGCUCUACUCUUCCUGAUUAUUUACUGUAUCAGUGUCAAAAGGUUAGAGCAUGGAUCGAUCCUCAGGUGCCUGUCCCUAUCCCCUGCUUUCAUCCUGGCCUGACCAGAGCAUUCAAAGCAGAGUGCUUUGUUUCUGUAUUCCUCUCCUCAAGAUGCAAGAAACACGGUAAGUCAGGUGGUGACUUAGUGUCCAAAGACUCUGAGUCUCCUGGCCAUCUCUGUAUUGUGUAUCCUAAAACACAAAGCUAGAUCAGAAAUGGUAUUUGGAUCUCACUGAUGCCUCUUGUUGGCUAUACUGUGUAGCAGAAAAAAUGUUCUGAGACUUGAAACCCCAUCUUUGGGCCACAGAAGGUAAAGGAGGUUUAAAUGCCUCACACCCACUGCAGUAACUAAAAAGAAGGGUGGCCUGCAGCCAAAUGGACUGGAGUUAAUGAUUAUAUGGAAAUUACUCGUUAUGUGUGUGCAUAAUGAGAGACAUGAGCUUUUUAUGGUUAGGAACCAGGUGUGUAUUUUUAUGUCCCUUUUGCCUGGUACCUGACAGUCACGCAGUUUAUUGAAUGAAUGACUGAAGAGACCUGUUCCCUCAAAAUAAGUAAUCUGAGACCACGUAACAUCCAGGGAUUGAUUUAAGUGAUCCUGUGGCUCUCCCAGAAAUAAAGAAAAGUGAUCUGAUCUGGUUUAAAGAUAUAAGUCAGCAGAAAAGCGUUCUAGUGAAAAUAGCUCGUGCCAGUUUGAACCAGGUAGGAGAGAGAAAAUACGACCACUUGAUGAGAACCUUACCAGCUUAAGGCUAAGUCCCAUGAUAAUUUGCCAUGUCAUUUAAGAGAUCUCUGCAAAUGCAGUGUGAUUACAGCUAGAAGUUAUGACUUGGCGAAUGGGGACUUUGAUGUCCACGAAGUUUUACUGGUCUAGAAGAACUUGUUCUAGGACAGGAAGCAGUAGACAUUUGGUCAGUGAAGUUAAAGAUAGGGAGCUAGUGAAUAUGAUAAGGCAGAUUUACCAGCUAUAUUAGUAUCACUUAUUUCUUUAUCAAAGUAAGAACUGAUAAUGGGAGAGACAACUGUAUUGACAUUAAUAAUGUCAAUAGUGUCAGGAAAGUUGGGAAAGAACUGGCCCUCUGGGAUGAAGCACAGGAAAAGGAGUUAUUUAAAAGGAAAUGUGUCUCAUUUGCAUCACAUGGGAAACUUUAUGGAUCCAGGAUAGGAGGAUACCCACAAAAAUGAAUCCCAGAAAACUGUGAAAACUUAAAGAUUGUGGCUUGGAUGCAGAGCAGAUGGGCCUACGAGUGGGGAGGGUCAAACAUGUUUACCUAUAAUGCUGAAAAAAUAAUGGGUCCUUGUAAGUGGUUGCAGCUAGUUUAUGGGCUUUUUUCCAAGAGAGGGAAUCAAUUUCCUUUACUUAUUUUAAACUGUUUUCCUAAGUGGAUGCAUACUUUUCCUUUCUUAAAACAUUAAGUUGCCAAUGUGACUAAAUGGCUGACUUCAGGAAGUUUUUUCCCUGAUGGGGUCUGACAGGACUUAUGCCAAAUGGUUAGAGACUAGAGUCUAGAGAUUAUUUGUGCUUCAGUGAGAGAAAAGUGAUUAGAAAUUUGUUUGCACAUCUUCUCCACCCUUUAUAUUAUGUGACAAAUAGGAACAGAGGCAAGGCUUAUAUAUUCUUAGGGAGAGGCAUUUGGUCUGACUUGCUACCACAUAAUUUAAUAAAGGUAAGGGCAAUAUCAGUGACUAGAACAAACUGGUCCUCAUUGAUGAUGGAUAUCAAGAUGUAAGAAUUUAAUUUUUUCAUCUUAGUUGAUGGUUGAUGGGGUUAAAUAGAAGAGUUUUUGUGAUAUAUGGGAAAGGUGAAAUGAUUUGAACCCAAAUAUUGGACGAGUCUUCACCUACAGAAGUGAUAGGAGUGUCUUUUGUUACUCAUAAGGAGCCUUUUUGAGCACCCCUGAGUUAAUGCUAUUGAGGUGACUUUGGAGUGGAGCCCACACACAGCCUCAGAAAGGGGCUGGUCAUCAGAGAGACCAAGUGAUUAGACAGUUAAAACUUUCAGCCCUACCCACUGACCUCUAGGAAGGGGAAGGUUUGGGGGCUGGAGAUUAAGCUCUAAAAAAACUAUUGAACAAAGGGAUUUGAUGAGCUUCUGUGUUGGUGAAUGCAUCACAUCCUGGGAGGGGACACACCCCAGUUCUAAUGAGGACAGAAAUUCCUGUGCUUGGGACGCUUCUGUUUCUCAGUCUAUGUACCUCUUCAUCUGGCUGUUCAUCUGUAUCCUUUAUAUUAAUAUCCUUUAUAAUAAACUGAUAAACGUAAGUAAGUGUUUCUCUGAAUUCUGUGAGCCACUCUAGCAAAUUAAUUGAACCGGAGAAGUGGGUUGUGGGACCUUCCAGUUUAUAGUCAUUGGGUCAUUAGCAUAGGUGACAACCUGGACUUGUGAUUGGUGUCUGAAGUGGGGCAGUCCUGUGAAACAGCCUUUAAUUUCUAAGAUCUGGUGCCAUCUCCAGGUAGAUAGUGUCAGAAUUGAGUUAAUUUGUAGGACAGCCAGUGUGUCCACUUAGAAUUGGAAUUGCUUGGUGGUGUGGGGAAAAAAAUGCAUCAAUUGACCAAAAAAAAAAAAAGUACAUAUUUAGGUUGUGCAGUGUGAUUUUUUCAAGUUGUCCAACAUGAUGAUUUAAUAUAUAUUGUGAAAUGAUGACCACAAUCAAGUUAAUUAACACAUCCAUCACUUCACAUAGUUACUUUUGUGUGUGUGUGUGGUGAGAACGCUUAAGGUCCUAGCAAAUUUCAAGUAUACAACAUGAAUACUACUAAGUAUAGUCACCAUGCUAUCCACUAGACUGGGGACCUUUUUAAAAUCCCAUACCCUAGACCAUAAUCGGAUUCUCUGAGGGGUCAGACAUAGGCUCCAGUUAUUUUUUAACUCCAAAGGUAAUUAUAACAUGCAGCGAAGUUUGAGAAGCCCAGUUUUAGAUGCUAUCUCACCCCAUGCUUCCUCAGUGGGAUUUUUAUUUUGGUUGUGUUUUCCCCACACUCCUUCCUGCAAUGGGGAUUGAUUAAAAGUAAUUAGCUAUUGAGUGGGAGGUAAGUAAUGGCAUUAUUUGGAAAGAUUGGGUAGGUACAGAGGAGGAAUCUUGUGUGAAUAUAUAAAAAGCUGUAGGUCCUAUGGCAGUAUCAGCUUAGUGUUUGAAUUUAGCAGGCUUAGGUUUGCUCUUAAAAUGAUAGCGUGGUAGGAUUUGAGAGAUGAGGGUCUCUCAAGUCCGAGUGGGAAAGUACAGUAGAAGUCAUUAGGUAACUUGCAAAUUGAAGUUGGAUCGUCAAAUUUUAAUUCUUGGCUUCACUAAUUACUAAUUUGUGCCUUUGGGAAAAUUACUUAAGCACUCUGUGCCCCAGUUCUCAUCUGUAUAAUGGGGAUAAUAAUAAUACCUACCUUAUAGGUUUACUGUGAAAUGAGAUAAUGCACAUAGUGGUUCAUGUGAUCAUCAUCUUACCAGUUUCUUAUAUCAGCUUAUUAACAUCAUUAUGGAAAAAAAGAAAAAAGAGGGGACAGUAAAGAUGAAGGAAAGAGAGGGUCCAGAUAAAAGUGAGGAAAUUUAGCAGUCAGAAAACAUCAGAAAGCAAGUUGCCAUAUUUUUUAACAUUAUAGAAAAAACAGAAAAAGAAAGCUUUGUGAAGUUAGAAAAGCUAUUUUCAAGUAUGUCUCUAAAUAUUUAGGAAAAUAAUUUUAUAAAAAUAUAAGCAACAGAAAAAUACUAUGGUCAACUCCCAUAUAAAUUUAUUAUGAGAGAGAGAGGGAGAGAGAUAUUAAGACGUGGGAUAAUAUCUCUACAGAAAAUAAAAGCACACUAGUAUAACAUGCUCACAAAAUAGAUCAAAACUGUUAACCUACUGUUUCAGAACAAGCUAGAUGAAAUUUUAAAAAUGAUUUAAGAUGUGAAAGGACAGCAUAUAUUAGUACUGUAUAAACUCAGAAAUGUGACAGAAAUUAGGGAAGAAAUAAAAAUUAAAAAUUUCAGAACUGUAAACUAAACUAGAAGAAACACAAACGUGAAUAAACACAAAAAAUAAUGCCAUAAAGGAAAUAGAGGAUGAAAGUGAGGAUUUAAAAAAAAUUAUUUUAUUUAUUUAUUUUUGGCUGCAUUGGGUCUUCAUUGCUGUGCGCGGGCUUUCUCCAGUUGCAGUGAGCAGGGGCUACUACUCUUUGCGGUGCAUGGGCUUCUCAUUGCGGUGGCCUCCCUUGUUGUAGAGCACGGGCCCUAGGUAUGCAGGCUUCAGUGGUUGUAGCAUGUGGGCUCAGUAGUUGUGGCUCACAGGCUGUAGAGCACAGGCUCAGCAGUUGUGGUGCCUGGGCUUAGUUGCUCCGCAGCAUGUGAGAUCUUCCCAGAUCAGGGCUUGAACCUGUGUCCCCUGCAUUGGCAGGUGGAUUCUCAACCACUGCACCACCAGGGAAGCCUGAGGAUAUUUUUAAACAAAAUGAAAUAGAGGUAAAUAUUCAAGAGAAAGUAUCAAAUAUUGCAGAUAGGCAAAGAAAGUCCAACAUAUGGAUUAUAGGAGCUCCUGAAGAAGAAAUCCAAAGCACAGGACCAAAGCAAAUCCUAAACAGGGUAACUCAAGGGGACAUUCCUGAAAGUACAAUUUAAAAAAAAAAAAAUUGGGGCUUCCCUGGUGGCUCAGUGGUUGAGAGUCCACCUGCCGAUGCAGGGGACAUGGGUUCGUGCCCCGGUCCGGGAAGAUCCCACAUGCCACGGAGUGGCUGGGCCCACGAGCCAUGGCCACUGAGCCUGCACGUCCGGAGCCUGUGCUCCGCAACGGGAGAGGCCACAACAGUGAGAGGCCCGCGUACCGCAAAAAAAAAAAAAAAAAAUUUGUA